Messenger RNA from Rangifer tarandus platyrhynchus (Svalbard reindeer), 2010 nucleotides. Lineage: Eukaryota; Metazoa; Chordata; Mammalia; Artiodactyla; Cervidae. The record is from the annotation of a GenBank genome assembly.
AUGUCAGAAAGGCAUUCAGGUCAAGCCGGCGCUGGAGCCGGAAAUGAGGUGGACUCUCCUGUUGUCAGGGUCAAGUCCUCCAGCUUUGGAGACCUUUAUUCCACAUCUUCUUUUCAAGAUAGUGGCUACAGUGAGCUGUUAAAAUCGUGCAGCUUUGAUAAUACAGAUAAAGAAUUAUUUGGAAAGAAAGAAAGAGGCUCAGCAUUGAUCCAUGAACAUCCUGAAACUUCAAGUUUGGCCUUAACCCAUAGUUUAGAGUCUCCCACUCAAAGAAAGAGGUUUGUCUUCCUCAGGAAGGAAAAUGAUAAAACCCCAGAACUUUGUGAAACUCCUAAAGUCAGUGGAAAAAAGCAUUUGCUGCGCAGAAGAUUGGACAUAUCUUUCUCUCUUCUAGACAGGGACUUUGAAUCACAGAACAGUUCCCUCGAAAGUAGUACAAGUCAAGUUCCCAAUUUAGAAAAAAAUUUUCCAAGCAGUGCUUCAGGCUUUCCAAGGCAAGAUAAUUUUAGUUCUUCAGUUACUAGCACUUUGAGAACAGAAGAAGUAACUUCCAGCAGUCAAAAAUUGAGACUUAAUUUUUCUCAACAGAAGACUUCCACAGUGGAUGAUUCCAAAGAUGACUGUGGCCUCUUUGAAGUUGAAUGUAUAUCUCCAAUUCAGGGCAGUAAUUUUAAAGACUCUAUCACACAUGACUUUAGUGACAGCAGUCUAUGUAUUAAUAAUGAGAAUACAUAUCCCGAACUUCUGGGCUUUUCUGUUGGUGGAACAAGCUGUAGAACAGAUGAGGACAUAUUUGUGACUCCAAUCAGUAAUCUCGUACCAAGUGUUAAAUUUAAUGCAAGCCGAAGAUUUUCUCCUUCAGCUGGAGUGAGACGCAAUAUUUCGACCCCUGAAGACAGCGGUUUCAGCUCACUUUGCUUGGAUAAAUCAGAAGAUUCCCUAUCUGAGCAAGAGGGCUCUUUCCAAGAACAUAAGGGAACUCUCAAAGUCAGGGACACCAUAAAAAAGUCAAGGCGUCUUGGAAGACUGAGAAGACUGUCCACCCUUCGGGAGCAAGGCUCACAAUCUGAGACAGAAGAAGAAAACCAGACCUACCUCUCUAGCUCUGAAUCAACACCAGCAACCGCUUCAGACAUUUCAGAGAGCCAGCCGAGCAGUGACAAUAAGUGUGAGGAUUUAAGCUUUAAGAAUUUAUCGAAGACCCCAGCCUUGCAAUUAGUGCAUGAGCUUUUUAUGAAAAGCAAAAGGAAGAGAUUCCAGCAAAACGGUGCACAUGAGUUGUUAGAAGAAAGGGACGGGGGGAAAAUAGCUGUACUAAAGUGUGUACUCGCAGGACUGAUUGGCAAGAAAAUGGGUAUAGAAAAACUGGACAUCUUAACAGAAUUAAAAUACAGAAAUCUAAAGCAUGUUCUUGCUAUGGUUUUAGAUUCCUUGACUGCAGAAAGCCUAUGUAGUGUUUGGAAAGUGAGCAGAAAUUGGCGUGAAAUUAUUGUUCAAGAUAAAAAAGCAAAUCAGAGGAGGAAAUUACAUAUCACACAACUGAAAACAGAUUCCGAGGGGGCUAUAUUAAAUGUUGAGGAUGCCGCCACUCGGCUCCAUCUCUUAAAUCGAUCAGCUUUAAGGUGUGUGCAAGCACAGGCUAGGACACCAGGUUUUCAGAAAGAACAAGCUUCAACAUUUUCUCCUUGGGGAGAAGUUUUGACACCUAUAGCAAGCUCUUCUGUUACUCACUUAAGUAGUAAACAGGAAGAAUAUGUCAAGGUUGCCAAAACACUUUUUAUUGAUGAAGCGUUAAAACCUUGCCCAAGGUGCCAGUCCCCUGCUAAGUACCAGCCUUAUAAGAAAAGGGGGCUGUGUAGCCGCGCAGCCUGUGGCUUUGACUUUUGUGUGCUGUGUUUGUGUGCUUAUCAUGGGUCUGAAGAAUGUAGUAGAGGAGCAGCAAAGCCAAGAAAUAGAAAAGAUGUUCUUCCAGGAAGUGCCCAGAGUAAGCGGAAUUUAAAACGCCUCUAA